Grammomys surdaster is the source of this 2112-nucleotide messenger RNA. It is a transcript of the gene Ldlrad4, whose product is annotated as low density lipoprotein receptor class A domain containing 4. Gene Ontology annotation, cellular component: Golgi membrane; early endosome membrane. Lineage: Eukaryota; Metazoa; Chordata; Mammalia; Rodentia; Muridae. The record is from RefSeq and is a predicted model, not a curated record. Bases 751 to 1671 code for a protein of 306 amino acids. The transcript is spliced from 7 exons. Gene Ontology annotation, molecular function: R-SMAD binding. Gene Ontology annotation, biological process: negative regulation of transforming growth factor beta receptor signaling pathway.
GGAGGAAGCAGGCGUGUGUUGAAUUUCUCUUUGACCCUCACGGUGGAAUAAACAGGAAGCGAAGAGCACCCAGCCGAAGGGCCCUGCACUUGCCUUUGUUGUGGGCUCUGCGAUCUACUGACUGAAGGAGGGUUCCCGGGACCCCUGCCCGGUGUGCCGUCUGGGCACGGCUGGGGGCGCGCCCUGUUGAACUGAGAGAAAUCAACUCAUCAACCUUCUCUGUAUUUCUUCUAACACUUCCGGCUCUACAUUUGCAGCACCAGAGCCCGUUCUCCUGUUGGACUGUUUUUAAGGACGGACCUCAGGCUUCGCCUAGGUCAGAGCAAGAACAGAAGCAAAGCAGAGAGCAGCAGAUCAGAGAAGACUGAGAGUCCUUGGUGAGGCUGAGGUUGAGGCUGGAAGAUGUUGGCUGCUGCGAGGCUGAGGAGCCCUUCAUUUUGAGGUGGGAGAGCCUGUUUUGGCAGGACAGCUUCUCCAUUUCUGACCUCACCAUGGCUUCAACUCUCUGGCUGGAUGGUUGAUGUGACUGUGUGUCCCACAUGCUGUCGGACUGCGUGACAUCCAGGUAGUGCCUGCUGCUCACAGGGUGUGGGAGCACAGCCAGUGGGCAUCAGAUGCUCCCAAAAGCUGGACCAGCAGAGUGAUGGACUUGGACAGGCUAAGAUGGAAGUGACCUGAGGCCUCACCCAGGCAGUUUCUUCACAACAGGACAGCUUAAGAAUUGAAACACAGGCUCGUCUGGGGAGCAGUAUGCCGGAAGCUGGUUUUCAGGCCACAAAUGCGUUCACAGAGUGCAAAUUCACCUGCACCAGCGGUAAAUGCUUGUAUCUUGGUUCUCUGGUCUGUAACCAACAGAACGACUGUGGGGACAACAGUGACGAAGAGAACUGUCUCCUGGUGACUGAGCAUCCACCACCAGGCAUCUUCAACUCGGAGCUGGAAUUUGCACAGGUCCUCAUCAUUGUCGUGGUGGUGACGGUGAUGGUAGUGGUCGUUGUAUGCCUACUGAACCACUACAAAGUCUCCACACGUUCCUUCAUCAACCGCCCCAACCAGAGCCAGAGACAGGAAGACGGGCUGCAGCCGGAAGGGUCCCUGUGGCCUUCUGACAGCUCUGUACAGCGGCCAGGGGCUUCAGAGAUCAUGUGUGCCCCACGGGGUAGGGAUAGGUUUACUACCCCAUCUUUCAUCCAGCGGGAUCCGUUCAGCCGUUUCCAGCCCACCUACCCCUAUGUGCAGCACGAGAUUGACUUGCCUCCCACCAUCUCCCUGUCAGACGGGGAGGAGCCGCCUCCUUACCAAGGACCCUGCACUCUACAGCUCCGGGACCCAGAGCAGCAGAUGGAACUCAACCGCGAGUCCGUGAGGGCCCCGCCCAAUCGAACCGUUUUUGACAGUGAUUUGUUAGACAUUUCUAUGUACAACGGGGGACCAUGCCCACCAAGCAGUCACUCGGGCAUCAGCGCAGCUACCUGUAGCAGUAAUGGAAGAAUGGAGGGCCCGCCCCCGACCUACAGCGAGGUGAUGGGCCACUACCCAGGCACCUCGUUCUUCCAUCACCAGCAUAGCAACGCACACAGGGGCAGCAGACCACAGUUUCAGCCGAACAACUCAGAGGGCACAAUAGUACCCAUCAAGGGCAAAGACAGGAAGCCUGGGGACCUGGUCUGAUUCCCUCCAGAGUGCACUUUUCAAGGAGAGAGAAACCUCAGCAGGGAGAGAGAGGCCUGCAGGCCCCACUGCCCAGUGUUGUCCAGCUUUACGUGGUACAGCUGAGUAAAACCAAAUGUGCAAACACGGUCUUCGUUUCUGAUUCCUUUCACGGGAAUUGCAUGCAAACAAGACUGAAACACGAUAUAAACUUCCAUCCAGUUUGACCACAAACAGUGUUCAUCUUGGGGCAGGGUUGGAGACAGGGCUAGAGAUGGUAUGAGCUUGGCGAAGAGGUGUUUCAGAGAAAACCGAAAAGGCUGCUUUGAAGACAUCAUGAACGUAAGACCCACAGAGGUAUUUUUGACAUAUUUAAUUCCAAAAGGAGACUGUGGAUAAAUGAGGCCACAAUGGCCUGUUUUAUAAUUAACUGAAUAAAGAAGGAAGAAUUAUUAUAUAUUA